Molecule: messenger RNA, 1050 nt
Organism: Colletotrichum karsti
Lineage: Eukaryota; Fungi; Ascomycota; Sordariomycetes; Glomerellales; Glomerellaceae
Product: putative 2-dehydropantoate 2-reductase
Exons: 3
Coding region: 1-1050 (349 amino acids)
Biological process (GO): pantothenate biosynthetic process
Cellular component (GO): cytoplasm
Molecular function (GO): 2-dehydropantoate 2-reductase activity
Source: RefSeq, a predicted model, not a curated record
AUGAGUUCAGGCAUGGGUAAUUCCAGCGAUAGCGCUGUAAACAUCAUCUUCAUCGGAGCUGGCGCCGUGGGCUGUUUCUACGCUUCUAGGUUACACCACCCCGACCGCAACGUUCGUGUCUCGCUGGUUGCGAGAUCAAACUACAAAGCCAUCAACGAGUCCGGCGUGAAGCUACAGACUCACUCUUUCGGCGACUACCUGUUCAAGCCACAGGCGGCCUUCCCGUCGGUCGACGCCGCGGCGAAAAACCAAUGGGACUAUGUUUUUGUCACGACGAAGGCACUUCCGGACCGGUCUGACGACUCUGCCAUGAUCGCACCGCUCGUCGGCCCCACGACCUGUAUCGUACUCAUCCAGAAUGGCGUCGGCGUCGAGGAGCCGUUCCGGAAGCGGUUCCCCCGUAACCCCAUCGUGAGCGCCGUGACGGUCAUCAGCGCCGAGCAGACGUCCCCCGGCGUCAUUCGGCAGAACCGGUGGACGAGAGUAAGCGUCGGCCCGCACACGAACGGCCUCGGUACGGGCGAUGCCGAGCUCGAGAGGCUGGGCACGCGGGCGGUCGAGCAGCUCGGCAAGUGGUGGGGUCCCGGCUGGGGUGGAAUCCGCGACGUCGAGCCUCACGACGAGAUCGGUCUGCAGACGGUGCGAUGGCACAAGCUCUGCAUCAACGCGGCCUUCAACCCGAGUGCGGUGCUGAGCGGCGGCAGAGGCAAUGCCGACAUGGUGAUGGACCCGGAGCUGCGGGAGCACGUGGUCGGCAUCAUGAACGAGAUCAGAGCGGCGGUGCCCAAGAUCCUGGGCCGAGAGUUCCCGGACGAGAUGGCGAAGCCGGACCGGAUCGUGAAGAGCACGGAGAGAAACACGGGGGCUCGGCCGAGCAUGCUGUUGGAUUGGGAGGCCGGUCGGCCGUUGGAGCUCGAGGUGAUUCUCGGCAACCCGGUGAGGAUAGCGCGGGCCCACGGAGUAGAGAUGCCGCGGCUUCAGAGCCUGUAUGCGCUGCUCAAGAGCGCGCAGAAGACGCGAGAGGAGAGAGCCGUCAAGGGCAAGCUGUAG